AUGAGGUCGAGUAAAAGGCACUGUGAAGAUUUUUCGACUGAAACGCCGAGAAAGAAGCCAUCUAGGGUUUUAAGAAUCCAAGUUGAUUCAGAUGAAGAAGUUGGUAAUAAUGAAGGAAAAGUUUUUUAUUUUCGGGUUCUGUUGCCUAAUGGAAUAACUUUAGAGUUGCAAGUACCUGGACCACCUAGUGAAAUGCCUGUUGAGGAUUUUGUUAUUUUAGUGAGGCGAGAAUACCAAAAUAUCGGGCGAAGAACAGAUUCACCUAAGCCUAGAAGACAGAUUAAUUGGACUAGCAAGGAUUUGCAUUUUGUUGAUGCUUUUGAUAACAGGAUAACGAAGACGAUGGAUUUCAGAAAGUUUAAAUCCAACAAGUCUCAUAUGCUAAGGCUCUGUGAUGGUUCAGUUGAAGCAGAUAAAUAUGAGAAUAUGUGGGACCUUACACCAGAUACUGAUUUAUUGAAGGAACUGCCUGAAGAGUAUACAUUUGAAACCGCACUGGCAGAUUUGAUCGAUAAUUCAUUGCAGGCAGUAUGGUCUAAGUCUACAGACCAGAGAAGAUUAAUAAGGGCUUUGCCUGUUGCCCUGAAUACAACUCUGAAGAAAGAGGGAAUCAGUUUCCCCUAUGAUCCUAGGGUGAUCAUUUUGAAUACACCAGUUAAGACCAAACAAGAACACAUUGGCUUCUACCUAGUUGCUAUCGCCUCUCCCCAAAGUCUAGAGCUAACUAAGAGCAGGAUUACAAUAUUUGACACAGGCCUUGGAAUGGAUGGAAGUGCUGAAAACUCCAUAGUGAAAUGGGGAAAAAUGGGAGCUUCCAUUCAUAGAUCAGCGAGAGACAGAGGCAUAGGAGGAAAACCUCCAUACUUAACGGUUGUUGCAUCAUUCCAAUACACACCUUACUUUGGUAUGUUUGGUUAUGGAGGGCCUAUUGCAUCUAUGCAUUUAGGCAGAAGAGCCUCUGUUUCGUCAAAGACGAAGGAGUGUAAGAAAGUAUACGUGUUACAUCUUGAGAGAGAUUCUUUGCUCCGCUGUUCUUCGUCUCAACAAACUUGGAGGACUGAUGGAAAUGUUAGAGACCCCUUGGAAGAUGAACUACGUCACUCAGUUGAUGGUAGCUUCACUAAAGUUGAAAUUUUUUAUCCAAAGAUGAGAAGCGAAAGCGUACAGGAACUACAAUACAAACUGAAAGAUAUAUACUUCCCGUAUAUACAGUGUGAUGAAGUAUCAAAAACAGGAAAAACUGUGAUGCCUAUUGAGUUUCAGGUCAAUGGCACUAAUUUAGCGGAAAUCGAAGGUGGAGAGGUGGCAACCACAAACUUACUGUCCUGCAAUGGUCCAGAGUUUGUAAUGCAACUAAGCUUUCAAGUAAAGGAUAGCAGUGGUUUGAAAGUUGGUUCAGGAACAAAAUCCUCCUUCGAAGCACAUGCUCGCCUGAGGUGUGUUUAUUUUCCGGUGGCGCAGGGUAAAGAGAGCAUUGAGGUGAUAUUGGAAAAGCUAGAGGCAGAUGGGUAUGGAAUUACCGAGAAUUUUGAAACUUUCAGCCAUGUUUCUGUCCGUCGGUUGGGUCGUCUACUUCCAGAUGCUCGUUGGUCUUGGCUUCCCUUUAUGGAACCAAAGCUAAGAAAAAGUGAUAGGGCUGAAGUCCUGAAGAGAUGUUGCUUUAGAGUAAAAUGCUUCAUAGCAUCACUGAGCAAUAUUCUGCUUGCAGAGACCGAUGCUGGUUUCAACCCAACACCGUCAAAGACUGACUUAGCACAUCACCAUCCUUUCACCAUUGCAUUAAGGAACUUUGGCAACAAGCCUUCAAAGAAAGAGAAUGAUGUUCUCAUUGAGAUAGCCAAAGAUGGAAAGAAGUUGUCUCUCUUGCAAUUGGAGAAGCUAUAUCAGGAGUGGCUGUUUCAGAUGCAUGAUCGCUAUGACGAGGAGAUUGACUGUGGAGAGGAUCAACCUACUUUUGUAGUUGUUGGCCCUUUACACAAGAAAGAGCUUGGCGUUUCUGCAGAUGUUAUGAGAAUUCAUAAGGCUUUCCAGAGGAAAGGCAUAACUUGGAAAGCAGGGCAGAAGGUUAAAAUUUUGAAGGGAGCUUACAGGGGUUUCCAUAAGAACAACAUUUUCGCCACAUUGGAAUUUAUUAUCCUUGAAGGAUGGCAGGGGGACUCGGGCGGUGAGGCUCGAAUUAUCUGCAGGCCAUUAAAUGUCCCAGCUGAGAGUGGUUGUCGCCUCACAUUUGAUAAAGGAUGUGCUUGCUUUGAAAUUCGUGAUUCAAAAUCUUUGCCGAUUAGUGUGAUUGACACUGGAAAGUGCUUGUCUGUUGAUAAAACAGAAUGGGAGAACCAAAUUUUGAAACACCAAGAGAAAACCACACCAUCAUCAAUCGAUAUAUUAGACGCUGAGCAAUGUUUGGAAUUGGAAAUUGAGGGGGCGCUACCUCAGGAUGUUGAUGCUGGACAUGAACCUCCAGAGGAGAUUACUGCAGUUGUUCGUCCAGUUUCUUUUACUUCUGCUACUGCAUCCAAAAAUUUGGAUCAGAAAUACAUCAUGAAAGAAAAUUUUGUGAUGACUCUAGAGAUCAAAUUUAAAGCAGAUGAGAAUGAGAAAGAACAACAUAUUUACUCUGGGCAAUUGAAUCCUUCAUCGCUUAAAGGAUUUCAUGGUCUAUAUAUGUUCCCCCUGAAGAAGAAGUUACCAAACCUUUUUCAGACAGCAGGCAUUUAUCUAUUUCGAUUUUCUCUUAUAGAAAGUUGUACAAUUUCUGUAAAGGAAGUGCGCGUGAAAGCAUUGUCUGAGCCUGCUAGUUGGGAACUUGUAAGUGAUGGGAAGAGUACACACAGUGUUAGACAGAGAAUGUCAAGACUGAUAAAAGCAAAAGAGAGAUUAACAGAUAGAGGAGAACUGCCUUAUCUUAACGUUAACACUGUUAAAGAUAUGGUUGGUUCUUGUUUUCCAGAGGUUUUCAGUGUUGCAUGUCGUGAUAGAUUCUGCAAUCGUAUACCAUUCAAGUCACAGACAGAGAUAGAGAUGAAGUUAAGCUCUGGCGGCCGAGCUAUUUCAUCCGAAUGCAGUUAUGACCAAUAUAUUACACAUGACAGCUAUACCAUGAAAUUUAAGAAUGUAACCAUUGAAAGUAGUGAAUUGGAUAUGAUUCGACCAAGUUAUAAUGCUACCUUACAUAUAAAUUCAAGGGAGAAUCCAUUUGUUGUAGCUAUUCCAUGUGCAGUUAUUCCAGGACCAUUGCAGCGUAUCCUUCUGCGUCCUGUAGAUUUUGGCAAGAAAUUGGUUCCUGGGAUGGUACUUAAGGAGCUUGCACUUGAGACAUUUGACAAAUAUGGUAACCAUAUGAGAAAAGAUGAGCACAUCAAGCUGACACUGGAAGGAUUACAUUUACUAGAUAAAGGAAAUUCUUUUUAUAAGGUUGAUGAUCAUGGGUGUGUAAACCUAAGUGGAACCUUGAAAGUAACAGCAGGGUAUGGUAAACUUGUUUCCCUUUCUGUUUUGUCUGGCGAUGAAGUAGUUUUCAAGAAAGAGUUCCAAACUGAUAGGAGAUCGUUGCGAGUUGCAUCCAAGGUACCUAAAGUUUGUGCUGCUGGUUCUCAUUUGGAAGAUGUUGUUUUUGAGGUUGUAAAUUCUGCUGGUGAAGUGGAUGAAGAUAUCGAUAGUGAAAUAGAAGAUGGCCACUCUCAUACCCUUCAGAUAAGGCAGGACUCACUGAGGGAAGAAGACAAUGUGAGAUACAGCUUCCAUCGUGGACGCUGCAUCGUCCGCUCUAUUCCUCUUCCAAAUAACGAAGGGCUUUUCUUCUUUGUAGCCAGUCACUCUCGUUUCCACGAGCUGCAGACAAGCAUAGAGGUGCAUGUCGAGAAAGCUGUAAUCCAACCUAGAAGUCCCAAGAAAGAGAUUCUGCUUCUUGAGGAAUCAAAUGGCAAAGGACCAGAAACGGUGUGUCAUGACAGCUAUGAUGGAAGAAUAAUGAUCUUCAACGAUUCAUGUGCUUCCAUGGUUCUGGAAGACAGACAACAGAAACUUGGGGAUGAUAUUUGCAGAUAUGGCCUAUGCAUCAGACAAUGUGAUGCAAAUGUGGAGUCACUUAGUAUUAAGCAAUCAAAUAUUGAGCUUGAGAUGUCCAACUUGGGAGGUAUUAAUUCAGCUGAUGCUUGGACGCAUGCAAAAGGCAGUGGAUUGCAUAGUGUGAAUGUGAGUGAAAGAAGUGUACCAAAGAGUAGGAAUAUUGAUGGGUGGGACUACCAGUUUGGAUGGUUCAAAUGUAGUCCUGACAUUUCUUUUCUGUUCCUUAUGUCUCUGGAGUUCUCCCCGACUUGUCCUUACUCUGUUCCGGUGCUAUAA
Solanum pennellii is the source of this 4341-nucleotide messenger RNA. RefSeq names its product structural maintenance of chromosomes flexible hinge domain-containing protein GMI1-like. The record is from RefSeq and is a predicted model, not a curated record. Bases 1 to 4341 code for a protein of 1446 amino acids. The transcript has 39 exons. Lineage: Eukaryota; Viridiplantae; Streptophyta; Magnoliopsida; Solanales; Solanaceae.